Sodiomyces alkalinus F11 is the source of this 1269-nucleotide messenger RNA. RefSeq lists its product as hypothetical. The record is from RefSeq and is a predicted model, not a curated record. The transcript has 6 exons. The coding region runs from base 386 to 916 and encodes 176 amino acids. NCBI's taxonomy places the organism in Eukaryota, Fungi, Ascomycota, Sordariomycetes, Glomerellales, Plectosphaerellaceae.
ACCCUGUGCUGCUGCCCUGAACACGCAGCUCAGAUGCCCGCCCAUGGUGCAAAGCCUGACGUUUCCCGACUAUGCCUUGAGUGGGUGAAAUCCGAGAGGCUGCUAUCUCGAGGCAACAUUGGAGUCUCUUAGAAACGAGGGGGCUAACAUUGGCGGUUGGGAACCAGACCUCACUACGGCGAAACUUGAUGCGUUUUGCGAGUCGAACUGCCAGACUGAUAUCUCUGAUGUUGCCGACCGACUGGCAUUAAGAUGCAGCGAAGACAUCCUGAGCCUGCAGAUCGGCAACAUCUCCUUCGCCGAGUUUGGGGAGUUUGUCAAGCACCGAUCGGAUAUGCUGUGCUUACGGGAGGAGAGCUCUGGAGGGCGCUUCUGCCAGGAGGCCAUGGCCGGAUGGGACAUCUCCGGGGACGACGGCGAUCUCACCUGGCCAGAACACACGUUUAAGUGCUGGAUCGACGAGGAAACGGGCGAGUGUUUCCCGGAAGACGAGUUCGCAUACCAUGAGGUCGACGACAUUCCGGAGUGGAUGUUCCCAGAGGGGGACUAUGCCGCCGAGGAUUACUUCCGGGACCGCAGCGGCGUUCUUGAGGGAGCCAAGCGGCACAGUCUCGGCAGCUCCCAAGCGCUGGAUUGGGACGAAUAUCCCCUUGAGAUUCAGUGCAACCGCUGCUUCUGGAAAACAUUUGCCAUGGGGCAGGAAAACCAGUGGUCGCAUAUGCGAUGGGACGCCUGGACCGAACAGACUUGGGCCAAUAUGGUCCGCAAUUGCGACCUUCGCGGAGAAGAUGCCGUGAUUAUUCCGUUCCAGAACCUCACCGAAAUUGAGCUCCCUGGAGAUAAGGGGCCGGGCAUCGACUGGGACCUGUGCCCCAGUACGGCUACCAUUCCCGGCGAUAGCGAGGAUAUGAUCUAGGAGUUCGCGCAAAAGGCAUCACUUCCGAUAGCGUGCAUCCGCAGCUUUAACCCAACCAGGUACUACAGGCCGGAGUCCCUUCGAGGUGCACGCCUCUGCCUGCCCCUGACCUGCGAGACCGCUAUCGUCGACGGGAUCACGAGCGUGCAGGACUUUGUGGAGAAGGAGCUCGAAAACGUCUCUAUGUGGCAGUUCCUCGAGUGGAACAAGUGUCUUCACCGGUCAAGCAUGCUCCUGAAGCACGACACGGUCUGCCUCGGCCCGUAUAGGGGCAGGUUCACGCCGACGACGACUAGGGUCGCGACGUCGACUGUUUUCACCACAACCGCAACCCCGGAUCCCACGGCUCGUCC